This is a messenger RNA of Pocillopora meandrina, 2472 nucleotides long. Lineage: Eukaryota; Metazoa; Cnidaria; Anthozoa; Scleractinia; Pocilloporidae. The record is from the annotation of a GenBank genome assembly.
AUGGCCUCAGAGAAAGCCACGGUUUUAGUAACAGGUGAGGCACAUGUUAUGAUUUGCUACCAGAUCGGUCGUUUUUCCCACGUAAAAAUUGCUUCGCAAAGGUAUAUGUACUAGAAUUCUGUAUGAAGCCUUGCUUGAUUAUGCAUACAGAUAUUUAAUAAAAGCAAAUGAAAACUGAAGAGGACUUGGACUGGGACAAAUACUUUGUUUUAGAAUAGUGUGGGGUUAUGCAGAAACCUUUCCGGGCUAUUUGUUUUUACCAGGUUACGAUUACUCGUAUGACAUUAAUAUCGUUAUGAUUUUGAAAAAAAUUGGUGGUGACCUAUGGAUUUUAAUUGAUAAUCGCUGGCCGACACGGAAUAGAAGGGUUAUGUAAAUAUGCAGGUUCAGGAUAUUGCGUGCGAAAACAACAUAAUUUUGCUGAUGUUUAAGAUAGAUCCAUUUAAAAAAAAUUGAAUUUAGUUACAAGAGCUUUGGCUUAUUGAGGGAAAAUUUUUAAUAUAUGGUGUCUACCCAGAAUCUCUCCAAAAUUAGGGCCUCAUGUCAGUAAACAGUUGUGGCAAUUUUUUUUAAACUAAUAAGGGUCACUAUCAUUUUGUGUUUCUAUUAUCUGGCAGGGUUUGGUCCAUUUGGUUUGCAUCAAGUUAAUACCAGUUGGGAGGCUGUCAAGGUACACCAUGAUUCUUUUAAAUGCUCCUUUUACCAUACUGUUUAUUAUUCCUAUACUUACAUGUAGUUUAUGUGAUUUUGGCCAUAUUCAGACUGUGACAGUAGAGAUCUCCAUGUUCAGUAAAUCUGUUUUAACAUCUUAGGAAUUACCAAACACUGAUCUUGCAGAAGAAGUCAAUUUGGUGAUAAAGGAGAUUCCUGUGGAGUACUGUGCAGUGGAUGAACAGGUUCCUCAGUUAUGGAAUGAAGUAAAACCCAAGGUAACUUCAGAGAUCUUUAUCAUCAUUAGAAGAUACUUCUUCUCAGCACGCAGAGGGUUGACCUCAAAUAUGGUGAGGAUUUUAGAUAAUUUGAUGAAUAAGAGGAUGUAGAAUAGGACAGUGCAACAACUCUGCUUCAGGAAAGCAGUUAUGACGGUAAUGAUGAUGAUGAUGAUGAUGAUGACUACCAUAAAGACCACUGUUAUUACAGUGAAGAUAUAUAUUAUCAUAUUUUCUUUAUAAAGAGAUAUCGCAUGCCCCUGGGGAUCCCAACCUUAUUUACACCAUUGUAGCAUUGAUGUCAAAACUGGGUAACUUAAAGCACUGAUUUUCCUCCCUUUAUCAGCUCUGCGUACAUGUGGGUGUCCAUGGUCUUGCAGACAGCAUUCAACUGGAGAUGUGUGGUCAUAACUAUGGCUACAACAGACCUGAUGAGACUGGCAAAAAAUGUGAAAAAGGCUGUUGUGUUGAUGGUGAGUAGUUCUUCCUCUUUAAGUUGACUGCAGACAAAAAGGGGUGACAGCUGUUCUCACCAAGAGCCUGACUUUUCAGUAUGUUCCUAUGACAGUACCCCCCCCCCCCCCCCUCCACUGCCUUCAUUCUUGGGAUCACCCCUAGAAUCAGGCUUCCCUGUCCUGUCCUGCUUCCCUGGUGAGUCAGCAAAUAGCUAUGGAGGCCUUAAAAAUUUUGCUUUGUGUCUGCAUAGAUUGUAGAUGUUUCAGUUGUGAUACCUCAUGAUACUAAAAUAAUGUGAUUUGUUCAGGAGGAGAGGAGUGCCUGUUUACUUCUCUUGAUUUGGACAGACUGUGCUCUGAAGUGAUGACAGCUAAAAGCCCAUGUCUUGUAGGAACUUCUGAUGAUGCAGGAAGGUUAAUAUUUGUUCUUUUGUUUGGUUUUUGCAGAAACAUAAACAGCAUUGGAAAAUGAUUGGUCAGAUCUGUAGUGUUGAUUUAUUAAUCAUGUGUAUUUUUGCUUUCCAUUCUCAGGUUCUUGUGUGAUUAUUCUUACUACAAAUCUCUUCAUCUUGGACAUGGCAGGGGUACUGUGGCAUUUGUUCAUGUACCACGUGCAGACUCACCCUAUAGCCUUGAGGAUCUAGUAAUCUCACUAAGACUUAUUAUCUUCGCUAUGCUAAAGCAAAUCAGCUAGUGGAACUAGUCUUUCAAGCCUGUUGAGGGGGGAAGGAUUGCUCAAAAUAGUUGUUUGGACAUCUUGAACAAUACCAUUGUAUUUUUCUAUUCUUUAAUUAUAAAACAAUCUUGCAGAAAAACAGAAUUGAGAACAGAUAUACAAAGCUGAUAUCACUUAAUUAUAAUACUAUUAAAUUGUCUGCAAUGGAGUACUGCCGUUGCUGCUACAAUUUUGCUAUUUUGCAUGACAAGCUAAGGAAAAGAAUGAACACUACAGUUGUCCAGCAUAACAGUAGUUGGCCAUAUUAUUUAUUAUACUUUUGUGCCAUGAUCUUAAUUCGAAUUAGGCAGCCACAAGCACACAGCUUAUAGCUACCAUAUCUGCAGCAAGACCUCUCGUACUUGUACACAGG